GAUCAAUCAGUUGUUAUUUCUGCUGAAAUGAUAUUGUAAAUUUAACGGAGUACGUCAAGUUUACAUGACUAAGAAUUUAGUAAUGAAUGAAAAUUUCCUGAAAGUUAUUCAUUAAUAACAAAUAAAGUAACUAACGAGACAUUACGGACUGAAUUCAUAAACAUUCAGAAUCUUCCGUGAUACGGUUGGUAAAAGUUUGGAAGGCAAAUAUUCAAAAGUUAUUGUCUGUUGGAAUGCCGCGGCGGGCACCAGAUAUUGUUCAGUUGUCUUUACACCCGAAGAAGAAAGUUAAGACUUUAGAGGAUGAAACCUCCAGUCUGGACGUGAGUUUCUGUGACGACGAGGCAUUACCGCCGGGUAUUGUAUUCACAGACAUUCAGCUCAAGAAAUGGCGGAUCGGGAAGCCCAUUGGUAGAGGAAGUUUUGGUAGGAUUUACUUAGCAUCAGAUGACGUAGACAACGAGGUGACCAAAUUCAAUGCAAGAUAUGUGGUUAAAAUUGAACCACACACCAAUGGUCCCUUGUUUGUUGAAAUACAUUGCCUUAUUAGAACUGCCCAAGCUGCUAAAGUUAAAUCAUGGAGAUUAGAAAAAAAGCAAAAACGUCUCGGCAUGCCGGUGUACAUUGCUAACGGAUCGUUCACAGACGAGAACAGCGGUGUGAAAUAUAGAUUCCUAGUCCUACCUCGCUACGACGUUGACCUACACAAGAUCAUAAGCAGGACACGCGUUCUCGACUUGAAAAACGUCCUCAUACUGGCCAUACAAAUACUAGACGUUCUAGAGUACCUUCAUCAUCAAGGGUACACUCAUUCUGAUAUAAAAAGCUCCAAUCUAAUGUUAGGUUUUGACGGCACGAGAAUCGGUAAAAUACCGGUAUUAAAAUCGACCCCCUCUUACCAGAAGGAAACGAAAGAAGUGGCAGUUCUCUCCGGAAAGCACAGACGGGCUAAACCGGGUAAAUCUAGGAAUUCGAAUUAUUAUGACGAUGAGGACUUUAAAAUCAGCUACAGAAGUCCUAAUCAGUCGGACGAGGAGAGCGACAGAAAGCUGACUACAGUGAAGAAUAAACUUCGGAAGAUACUCUCGGAUAGAGAUAGUAGGACUCUACAUAGGCACCACGCGUUCAAUCUCCGUCAGCUGUCGAGCUAUGUCAACUACGAGGACAUGAACAGUUCGGUUUGUUCGGAUCAGUCGUACCAGAAGCUGAUAGAUGACUUCGGUAACAAAAACCUGAUACGCACCACAAAGGAGUUUCGUGAAACUAAAAAGAAUAAUAAUGCUAGAUUGAAAGCGGGUAGUAACUGUAAUGAAGCCGACGAAAUAUACCAAGAAGCUGUUUUGUCACAAUCAAACGGCCUUAUUUACCUGUUGGAUUUUGGUUUGGCCUCGAAGUUCUUGGACUCUGACGGAAAGCACAAAGACUUUGGAAUGGACGCUAGAAAAGCCCAUGACGGUACUUUGGAGUACAGCUCUAGAGACUCCCAUAUCGGAGCUCAUUCUAGGAGGUCUGACCUCGAAACGCUUGGAUACAAUUUACUCGACUGGUUAACCGGGACCUUACCUUGGAAAACGUCUGAAGUUCUGGCUGAACCGGAUCUAGUUCAUGCCUUGAAAAAGAAUUUCAUGGGCGACAUAAAGUUGCUGCUCAAAACUUGCUUCAAAACUGAAUUCUACCCUCAGUUCAUGGAGAAAUAUUUAGAAUACGUUACUAGUUUAGAUUUCCCCGAGAAGCCGGAUUAUGAUUACUGUAGAAGUUUAUUCAGGAGUGAACUGCUGAAAAAUGGAUGCUCAGAAAAGGAGAGCCUCAAUUUUAUAGAACUCUCAAUGUCGCCUAUGAACAGAAAGCUCAGUUACACCAAAAAGUUUGGUCGGAAAAACACGCCACCCAACUUUCUGGCGCGGAAUGGCAUAAAAAAACCGCACGAGCGCGAAAAUGUUUGGUCGUUAGAAAAUGACUUGAAAUUAGAACUUUUAAGGCAAACUUUGAACUCGUCGCGUGACGGCGUACGGAAGCCGUGUACGUCUAGGAACUUUUUCGUCUCGGACGCGGACUUAGUGGCCCGACUCAGAAAAUCGCUGAUGCCCCACGACAUAUUCGGGAAGAAGUUAUCACCGAAAAAUUUGAGAUCGAAAAAGAAGAUAGUACAGAAACGCAAAGGCCGACACAGGAAUAGUAUUGGCAAAUUUGGAAACUUCAUGGGAUCCGCCAGGCAAUUCUCUUGGGCCGAAGUACUAGCAGGUAACCCUGAAGACAUAAUAAGAGCGAAAGAGAGAACAGUAGCCGAGGAAUUUGACGACGACAGCACAUGCAAAUAUAGGAUUAGAAAACUUUCAGAAGUGUCAGAGAACAGCGAUUCGUCACAGUCGCCUCUGAUGCAAAAAGAUUACCUACAAAACAAGAACCCUACUUACGCCAUGAAAGAAGUUCUGGCCGCAUUCAGGAAGAAGGCACUCGGCAAAGAUAAAAGUACAAAAGAACACGAUCAUACGACUCAUUUAGACGGAUACACGCCGGCCAUGGUCAAAAUAUACAGAAUGAAAGAAAGAAGAGAAGCGAAAGAGAAAAUCGAAGUAUUAAAACAGCAGAAUGGUUUUAAGAGAGAGACUGAAAUUGAACCUAGAUGUACAAGAUCAACUAGAUCCAAACAGAAGCCGGAAUUAGUUCUGACGACACGAUGCACCCGACAAAAGGCUAGCAGCACAGAUGAGAAAGAAGUAGAAUUAGAAUGUAAGAGUAAUCAACAAUCGAAACUUAAGAAAAGAGUUGCAGGUAAGAAGAUUAAAAAAGAAGUGAAGAUCACUGAAGGUGUCAAGCCAGCUAAUAAAUCGAAAUCAUCAAGAAGAUCCAGUACGUAUUCCAUUCCUAAUAGAAGGAGAUUGCGAAGUAGUAAACGCGUGAAAUAAAUAAAAGAAAACUACAAUAAAUCUUUCGUUGGGAAAUAACCAAUAAGAACUAUUGACAGCUUAAAAAAAAACUUGUCAAAAAAUAUACAUUUUAUUAAUACAUUUGUAUUAAACUUGUGUGUUUAAAAAUAUCGUACCUUCAGUAUUGAAUGUAGCGUUGUUUUCAUAAAUACCCUCAGAUUGUAAAAAUAGUAAUGAUUAAAAGAAAAAAGUGUAUGCCUUUACCCCUUUUAUACAAAUUAUUAUUUAAAAAAAA
This is a messenger RNA of Bombyx mandarina (wild silkworm), 3162 nucleotides long. RefSeq lists its product as uncharacterized. Gene Ontology annotation, molecular function: protein kinase activity; ATP binding. NCBI's taxonomy places the organism in Eukaryota, Metazoa, Arthropoda, Insecta, Lepidoptera, Bombycidae. The record is from RefSeq and is a predicted model, not a curated record. Gene Ontology annotation, biological process: protein phosphorylation.